Messenger RNA from Cladocopium goreaui, 210 nucleotides. The record is from the annotation of a GenBank genome assembly. NCBI's taxonomy places the organism in Eukaryota, Dinophyceae, Suessiales, Symbiodiniaceae.
GCUCAGAUGUACCAGUCUGGGCAACUAGACCUUGAAUCUGUGGUGAAGACACAGGUUGACGAAGAGAGGCUCUUGGAGGAGCAGCAACGGUGCAGGGAUGAACGCCUGAAGGCUGAGCUGAAUGGUCUCAGUGAAAGCAGUGCAGUAGUGCAGCGUCUACGAAGUCUGACGGGAGAACCUUGGCAACAUGGAGUUGCCAACUCAGGCUGA